Molecule: messenger RNA, 511 nt
Organism: Priapulus caudatus
Lineage: Eukaryota; Metazoa; Priapulida; Priapulimorpha; Priapulimorphida; Priapulidae
Product: histone H2A-like
Exons: 1
Coding region: 85-459 (124 amino acids)
Cellular component (GO): nucleosome
Molecular function (GO): structural constituent of chromatin; DNA binding; protein heterodimerization activity
Source: RefSeq, a predicted model, not a curated record
UCAUUAGAUGUAUAAAUAGGGCCUUGUGAAGUUUAGGGAUACAGUGUCGUCCGUUUUAGUCGCCGUAUACAUUCUGUCAUCAAUAUGUCUGGUCGUGGUAAGGGAGGAAAGGUGAGAGCAAAGGGAAAGAGCAGAAGCAGUCGCGCUGGACUGCAGUUCCCUGUUGGACGUAUCCAUCGUCAUCUUCGUAAGGGCAACUAUGCCGAGAGGGUUGGCGCUGGCGCUCCCGUCUACCUGGCUGCCGUCGUUGAGUACCUGACCGCCGAGGUGCUCGAGUUGGCCGGUAACGCUGCUCGCGACAACAAGAAGUCAAGAAUUAUCCCACGUCAUCUGCAGCUGGCCAUCCGCAACGACGAGGAGUUGAACAAGCUGCUCUCCGGAGUCACCAUCAGCCAGGGAGGUGUCCUGCCCAACAUCCAGGCUGUCCUGCUGCCAAAGAAGACUGCCAAGGCCCAUUAAAUGGGAAUCGACGCCUGUACCAGUGAAACCAACCGGCCCUUUUCAGGGCCAC